AUGGAAAACUUGGCGGAGAAUUGGCAGAAGCUAUCAUUGAACGAUAGAGAAGAUGAAAACUUAGAACUACCUGAACAGAACUCAUCAAAUGAUUUUAUCCUGGCUACAAAAUUCCUCUCAGAGAGAGAUUUGAGUGUUGAGGCAGUUAUUAGAACUUUUAGCCCUUUGUGGUGGUCAGUGAAGGGCUUUGAGGUAAGAAGAGUAGGAGACCAUGUUUUAUUGUUUAUGUUCAACAAUAAGGAAGAAGCAAAAAAAAUCCUUAGCAAUGCGCCAUGGGGCUUCGACAAACACCUUGUGGUGCUACAAUGGUACGACAGAGAAGUGAUUAUCAGGGCUUUAGAAUUUAGUAAGAUCCUAGUCUGGGUUCAGGUCCACGAUAUCCCGAUGAGAUUUUUGAAGCGUAAGGUUGCAGAAGGUUUGUGUGAGGUAGUGGGCUCAGUCUGCAGAGUGGAUGACGGUAAUGAGAUGGAUGGAGGGAGCUUUAUGAGGGUCAGGGUUCUUAUAAACAUAAAUACACCACUUUGCAAGGGGAGACGAUUUUCUUCUUCUCAAGGGGAACAAGGCUGGGUUUCUUUCAAGUAUGAAAGAUUACCUAACCUGUGCUAUUGGUGUGCAUGCUUAAGCCAUGGAGACAGAGACUGCGAAAUAUGGUUAGAGAGUGAAGGUCAGUUGAAGAAGGAAGAGCAAGCUUAUGGAUCCUAG
Molecule: messenger RNA, 702 nt
Organism: Quercus lobata
Lineage: Eukaryota; Viridiplantae; Streptophyta; Magnoliopsida; Fagales; Fagaceae
Exons: 1
Coding region: 1-702 (233 amino acids)
Source: RefSeq, a predicted model, not a curated record